CUCAUCCUCCGGGAGCGGGUGGCAGGAUUGCGGCACUGGCUCCCAGCACUGCCCUGGCACUGCUUGGUGCUGCCAGCUCCUCUGGCUGCAACUAAACAACAAAUGCAUUUAUUGGGACAAAUAACCCAUUGCCGGAAUCCAGGCACAGAUUCCCGUCCCGGUCGGUGCUGGCAGUGCCGCCGCAGCAGCGCUCAGGUUGGGCAAGAGUUUAAGGGAAGCUCCUGGGGGUGGCUGGGCUGCAGGGCUGGAUCCUGCACAAGCCCCAGCUCGCUGUCCCAGCCCGCAUCAAAGCCACCACGGCCGGUCCGUCCUGUCCCGCUCUUCCUCGAGUUCCUGGCCCAGCACCCCAAAACAAUCCCAGCACCCCAGAACAACCUCAGCACCCACAAACAGCCCCGAGGUGGGGCAGGCUUGGUGAUGUGCAGCUCUUCCAGCAGCCAACAGGGGUGGAAGUCCCUCAUCCCAACUAGUCCAUGGUGCAUCCAAGGAUGGUCUGGAUUCUCCAUUCAGAGCAAAUUAAGGAGAUCAGAAGGACUUCAUCCGAUCUGCAGGAUGGCCAGGAGCUCCUCACGGGAACAUACGAGGAAUAAAAUGUAAAUUCUGCCUUAAAGCCACCGGCUGCUGGAUUCCAGCUUUGUGGAGCAGGGAGAAGCUCACCCGGCAGCAGGAACUCGCAUCCCUGUGGAUGCUGCCACUGAAACCUGGGGCUGAGCACAGGAGGCUGCUGUGGUAACUCCAGCAUGGAUUCAUCCGGGAUAGCUCUUUCCAUGCGGGAAGUUUGCCAGGCAGAAGCAGUGAGGUCGGCAUUGUGCCAGUACUGGGAGGAGGAAGCGCUGGGGAAUAUUUCCCAUCGUCGGGUUGGACGUUGCUGCUGGAGACGGCUUCGGCUGCUUCCCACCGCGUGGCACAGACGAAGCCCGGCUUUUCCCGCGCCACAAACCCCUCCCGAAGCUGAAGCGAAGCGAGUCUGAAAUGUCGGAAGCGCGGCCGCCUCGCUGGAGCCUCGGCAAUGAAUGGGCACUCGCUGCCGGCCGGCACGCCAGCGCAUCCCCGGGGCUGGCAUGAGUUCUGCGAGCUGCACGCCAUCAGCACCGCCAAGGAGCUGGCGCGGCACUACCUGCGCUUCGCCACCGAGCACCCGCACCAUGACCUCCUGGCCGCCGAGAACUUCUCGGUGCAGUUCACCGACCUCUUCCAGCAGUACUUCUGCCACGAGGUGAAGGAGGGCAUCGCCAUGAACCAGCUCCGCAUCCUGCCCGCCGGCCCGGCGCGGGAUUACCGGGACACGCACCGGCGGCACACCGACGCUUCCCUGGGCACGGUGGCCACCAAAGCGGAGACGGAGCCCGGUGCCCGCCCUGAACAACCCGUCCGAGCCCCCGAGGCUGCUCCCUCGGGGCUGCGCAAGUCCUGGAGCUCGGAGGAGCUGGCGGGGCCGGCACGGAGACCCUUCUCGCUCAGCCAGCUGCGCAGGAGCUGGCGCAGCCUCUUCCGCCGCCGCUCCUCGGACGCGCUCCCCGGGGAUGGCGAUGGGGAGGCGGCGGAGGCGGCUCUCAAGCCGGGACUGGGGAAGCGCAUCCUGCCGUGGGGGCUGUCGCGGGAGCAGCCCCCAGAGGUGCGCAAGGAGGGGCUCCUCAAGUACGGGCUGCUGGAUGAGAAUUCCCUGGACAGCGGGACGCGCUGGCAGCGCUGCCGCCUGGUGCUGCGGAGAGCGGGGCCGCCCGACGCCGAGGAGUUUGUGCUGGAGCUCUUCGACCCGCCCAAGGGCUCCAAACCCAAGCUGCUCAUCGCCUGCUCCGCCGUGCAGGAGGUGCGGAGGUGCACACGCCUCGAGAUGCCCGACAACCUCCACACCUUCGUCCUCAAGGUCACCAACGCCACCGACAUCCUGUUUGAGGCAGGGGAUGAGCAGCAGCUCAGCUGCUGGACGGCCGAGAUCCGGGAGUGUGUGCACAGGGGCAGGUCUGACACGGGUGACCCUGAGCUCCUGACGUGCCGACACCCCGACCCUACGGCCGCCAGCCCCACCAGCAGCACCGACCCCCUCAGCCAAGGGGCGACGCCGGGGGGCCCGGGGGAGGCGGCGGGGCCGAAGAUGGAGCAGUUCCUCUCCUCCUGCCCCUGGUUCCACGGGCCCAUCUCCCGUGUGAAGGCGGCUCAGCUGGUGCAGCUGCGGGGGCUGGAGGGCCACGGCGUGUUCCUGGUGCGGCAGAGCGAGACGCGCCGCGGCGAGUACGUGCUCACCUUCAACUUCCAGGGCAGAGCCAAGCACCUGCGGCUGGCGCUGACGGAGCGGGGCCAGUGCCGUGUCCAGCACCUGCGCUUCUCCUCCAUCGUGGAGAUGCUGCAGCACUUCCACCGCUACCCCAUCCCGCUGGAAUGCGGCACCGCCUGCGAUGUGCGGCUCUCCAGCUACGUCGUGGUCCUGCCCCAGGCACAAGCUCCCGGCUCCAGCACCACGGUCCCGCUCCCCCUGCCCUUUCCCGGCUGGAGCCCCGAGUUCAGCCUCAUCCCCGCCGGCUCCUCCUGCCCACACGGCCCCGAUGAGCCCCCCGGGGGUCCCCAAGCAGAGCAGAUCUUCCACCUGGUGCCACCACCGGCCGAGCUGGCACAGAGCCUGCGCCCGGCCAGGGCCACCACGGCCACCACGGCCACCACGGCCACCACGGCCCGGCCCCGCGACUCGGACUAUGAGGUGGAGGCACCGGGCCGGGGCCACGUCCGUGCCAUCGACAACCAGUACACACCACUCUGACCAGCACCACGGCGGCACUGGGAUGCACUUUCGGGUGGAGAAAUCCUGGAGACCUUCUGGGGCAUCCAUCGAGAGAAAGAAUGUACCUGUUUCUUCCUUCUGGUUAGGGAUUAUUAUUGUAUUUUUUUGCAAGGAAGGGGGUAAUUUUUCACUCCUGUACGGGUGUGCUCCCUCUCGUUGGCCUGUUAAAGGGCCUCUUAUUGUUGUUUUUGUUGUUCUUAUCGGAGCUUUCUCGUUACUGUUUACACAACGCCGCUUGUGCCCGGUGUCCCGCCUGUCCCUGACACGACAGCGCCCAGCUGAGGAACCAGGGGCUUGUGUUACACCCAAGGAAUUGGAGAAAGUUUAAAAAAAAUCCAGGAUAACAAGGAAAAAAGGAUUAUAAAUUCAUUGUCAAGUUGCUGCUCCAGGCCUCGUCCUCCCACCCUGGCUGCUGAACCCACCAGCAAAGCCCGACCUGAGCUGAGCUCCCACGAAGGGUGAUGAGCAGGGUUUGGGCUUUUUUUAUUUUUUUUUAGCUAAGGCAAAAACUGGCUUUUUCCUGCUUUUCCUUUUUAACCUCCCUGUGCCAGCCAGAGGGAUCCUCACCCUGCUCUGAUCGAGACUGAACACUAAUUGCUCCAUCCUCAGCCAUGGCACCAGAACUAACACAGAGACUGACACAAACCCCUCCUGCUGGCGAGGGAGGGGUUUAUCCCCUUUAUCCUGGUGAUGGAUGUGUCCUAUCCCAGUGAUGGAGGUUUUUUAUCCCUGUGCUGAAUGGGUUUUUAUCCUGGUGAUGAAGGUGUUUUAAUCCUGGUGAAAGAACUGUUCUAUCCUGGUGAUGGAACAGUUUUAUCCCAGUGAUGGGACCAUUUUAUCCCAGUGGUUUUAGGCACAAAUCUAAAGUCAGUUUUCCCCCUAAGAACCCCCCUACUCUUGCUUGCCUUUUUCCCCCCAAACCACCCCAUCACCAGGAGCUUGGUGGCAUUUAAAGCUCCACAGUGGCCUCUAGCAGGCGAUGGGGGGCCCUGGGGACACCUCCUCACCUGGAGGAAAAACUUGUCCAGACCCCUGGGUCUCAGCAUCCCCUGAUCCCCAAAUGUCCCCAAACUCUGCUGCUGUUCUGGGGCUGCUUCACCUGCCUGGGGCAGCCGUGAGAGAGGAAGCACUUGUGAGAAGCUGGUGUUAUUUUAGGAAAGAGGAAGGGCUGGAGCCGUUGCGCCACACAGGAGGGGAUGUUCACAGCAUUCAACUUCCAGAUUUCCCAGCCCAGCCUUCCCUGGGAUUUUGGAUGUAAAACUUGCCUUGAGAUUGCCUUACAGAAAGCUUUUUAAAUUUCUAUUUCCCUUGAAAUUGCAAUACAGGUGGGAGCCCUCAGGAGCAUUAAUAUUUAGCAAUUAAUUUGAAAACAAAGCCUCGUUGGGCUGAGUUAGAGAAUUCCACAAAAAUCCAGCCUCUAGGACAGGCUUUGGGGUGAAGCAGGUUCUGGGUGAGUUGAAGGGCAAAGCCAAAAUAUCUGGGGCCAAACAGCCCAGGAAGCAGCCACGAGAACAAAUCUGGGUUUAUAAAUCAAAAUAUGAGGCUGGGACAAACAGGAACCAUCAACUGGAGAAACCAUUUAGGUUUUCCUUCUGUGCCUCCCCAUUGCUUGCUCUUGCUCUCUCCUGGGCUCUGUGCAUUUAGAGCAGGCAAAGGGAUUUUUUUUCCCCCCUUUCUCUACUCUUGUGCCUGAAAUUGGAGCAUUAAGAGCAAACUGCUCUGGUCCUGCAGCACUGGCAGCCCCGGAGAGGCUGAUGGAGGAACAAAGGCAGCCCUGUCCUCGCUGGGCUCCUCAGCUGUAUCCGCAUCCCAUUCUCCUCCCUGGAGCUGCACAAAGGCUGCAGCCAGAGGCAGGAGCACAUCCCCAGGGCUGGCUUGUGCCAGGCAAGGCAGCUCCUCCGAGGCUCAUAAAUAACUCCCCGUGCUCCUGCAUUUAUAGGGAUGGGGAAAGGAAGGGGGGAUGGCACAGCACAAGUUGUUUCCGUUCCUCGCUUGCUGCCUGCUUCCCAAAGCCUUGGAAAACACAAGGAUGUGCUAAAUCUUGCUAAGAUUCCUGGUUUUAGUCCCACUGAGCUCCAGGCAGCUGCAUUCAAAGGGGUUUUCCCCCAAAAGGAGAGGUGGAAUCACCCGAGCCUCCCUCCAUCUGCAAAGAAAGGAUGGGCUGGGAAAAGGCAGCGCUAUUCACAUCCCUUGCCAGAUGAAUCCAGAGAAAUCCUUGCCAGAUAAAUCAGAUGCUGCUGGGGUGGGUUGUUUUGGCACGCCAGGACUUUAUUGUUCCAGUGCCAGAACUGAAACAUGCGUGUGCAUGUGGUAUUUUUAACCUGCAGUUUAAUUGCAAGGGGGCUCUCCGCAGUUUAAAUGGAAAUUGCUGUGCUUGAUUAGUAAAAUACACGUUGGGUUCAUUAUCUCCCUGUCAGCCACUUCCCCCAUGCAAACAAACUCCAGUGGGGAAGAACUCCUAUUCUCCCCACCAGUGAGCAGUGGCAGAGCCCCUCUGAUUAUUUAAUAGUUAAUUCCAGCCCCAGACUCACCACAGGCAGCGAGGGCUGUCCAGCUCUCCUCAUUUCAGAUCCACUGCAGCAGGUCCUGAGGGGAUUUUUGGGUUAUUUCCCAAGCUCCUGGGGGGACUGAGAUUGAAAUCCCAUUUCUCCUAGAAAACAUCUGGCUUGUGACACAGGUCAGAGCCUGACUCUGCUCCUGGCAGCAUGUUCCUCCAGCCCUAAGGUACUCACUCCUCUGCAUUGUAGCAGUGGGAAAAGAGCAUUAAGCCAUUCCACCCUAUGGUAUAGAAGUAUUUGGCAGGAUUUUAAUAUUUUUGUGACUUGAGAGAAGAAGGCAGGUUUAGUUCCCCAGCCCCUGUGGGCUUUUACUGGAAUUUAUGGGAAUUUUGGGAGGAGGGGAAGCCAAGGGAGAGCCCCUGGGUGGCUCUGUGGAGGCACAACCUCCUCAGAAAUAAAAUCAGGAGUGGCCACCAGCCUGUGCCUUGGCCCUGGAGAUGGGCACCAGAGUCUGGAUCCCACCUAACAAAGCCAGGAGCCACAGGAGCAGCUCCUGGAGGAUGGGGAGCCCCAUUUCACCCAGCUACUCAGGACAGUUUUUAGCAAUAAAGAUGAAAACCAGGCAGUGCCUUUGCUCUGUGACAGCAGGGAUUCGCUUUAGGGCACAAUCCAAGAUUUGGGCCCGGCCAGAAUCCCUCCCCCUCCUCUUCCCCUUGCUGUUUGCUUGGUGGCCUUGGUGUCCCCUGGGGUGUCAGGUUGUGAAGGAGCUCCUGGCAUCAAGCAUUAGUUGGUGUCUCCCUCCCUCAUCCCACCAGCACCAGCAGGUACCAAACACUGACACCACCAUUCCCCACCCACCCCUUUGGGCUGAUGAUUUUUUGGGGUGAAACCUCUAGGAAAAGAUCCAGGGAGUGGCCAAAACUUCUCAUCCCUCAUCUGGACCACCAAACCCCGGUGCCAUCCAGCAUUCCAAACUUUUAGCUUUGAUCCAAACAGCCCCAACAUUCCCCAGCAGCUCCCAGAGGCAGGGAGGCAACUGUGUAUUCCCUAACUCAGCCUUGAGCAGGACGAUUAAAGCCAACAAUUGUGUUGGGAGUGUAUUAAUUUGAAAGUUCUACUUUUCACCUGCACAGAAAAGUUCUUCUUGUAUAGUAAUUUUUUUUCUAUAUAUUGUUUCUGUAUGUACUGUACAAGUAACUUAUUCUUGAAUAAUGCAAUUUUACCGUAAUAUUAAAAAAAAA
Catharus ustulatus (Swainson's thrush) is the source of this 6515-nucleotide messenger RNA. RefSeq names its product SH2B adaptor protein 3 (gene SH2B3). Gene Ontology annotation, cellular component: plasma membrane. The transcript is spliced from 8 exons. The record is from RefSeq and is a predicted model, not a curated record. Gene Ontology annotation, biological process: intracellular signal transduction. Gene Ontology annotation, molecular function: transmembrane receptor protein tyrosine kinase adaptor activity. NCBI's taxonomy places the organism in Eukaryota, Metazoa, Chordata, Aves, Passeriformes, Turdidae. Bases 1010 to 2755 code for a protein of 581 amino acids.